Mercenaria mercenaria is the source of this 5304-nucleotide messenger RNA. Its product is annotated as WD repeat-containing protein 88-like. Bases 107 to 1321 code for a protein of 404 amino acids. Gene Ontology annotation, molecular function: protein binding. Lineage: Eukaryota; Metazoa; Mollusca; Bivalvia; Venerida; Veneridae. The transcript is spliced from 10 exons. The record is from RefSeq and is a predicted model, not a curated record.
UUUACGACUUUAGAACGUUUUGGGGUAGUUUACACAGCAACCUUAGGGCUAUCGUAUUUUGCAGUUUUUGUUUUUUUAAUCUGUAUCAAAUGAAAAAUCCUCAAGCAUGACAGAUGCUAUAGCAACAGAAGAAGACAUAGAAAGUGGCAAUGAAAUGGUCCAAAAAGCUUCGUGGGAACACGAAGAACUUGCACAGGUUCGUAUUAAAGUUAUAAAGGCACAUGGUGCUGCUGUAAACAGCUGUGAAUUCUUUGACGAAGAUCAGAAGAUUCUUUCAGGAUCGAGCGACCGCACUGUGAAGCUGUUUAAUGUAGAAGAUGGGGUCUGCUUACAGACAUACAACACUAAACAUACUGAUAUUAUUACUGAAGCCAGAGGCUCAACGGAUGGUUCAAAGUUUGUUACAAGCAGCUAUGAUAAGUCAGUGCAGAUGUUUGAUUUCCAAACAGGAAAACAGUUGUGGACUGGUAAACAUUAUGGAAUGGCUAUGUGCUGUAAAAUCUCUAGUGAUGGUAGCAUGGUCGCCUCAGGCUCAGACCUAGACAACUGUCUCAACAUUUGGGAUGCUGAUUCUGGACAGAUUAUACACACAAUUCCAGAUCUACACAAGAGCACUAUUACAAGUGUGAUGUUUGCUCCAGACAAUGAUAAAGUAAUCACCACUUCAAUGGACAGAACAACAAAAUUUUUUGAUCUCAAAACCAAGAAAAGCACCAUACAUCUACAGGGUCAUAUAAAUAUAGUUUCAAGUUGUGAUAUUACCAAAGACGAGCGCAAGUUUGCUACAGCAUCCUGGGACAAGAAUAUUUGUAUCUGGGAUAUCGCUACAGGAACAUACAGAUCAAAGGGGCCAGUGAAACUAUGUGCAGGUCAUGAGGGGUCAGUGAGCUGCUGUAAAUUUAGUCCUGAUGGUUUAAUGCUGGUUUCUGGUUCCUAUGAUCAGACAGUUGUAGUUUGGGAUAUAGAAAAUGAGAUACAGAAAAUAAAACUUCAGGGUCACACUGAUUGGGUUGAGGAUGUUUGUUUCAGUCAGGAUCAGACUUGGCUCACGUCUUGUGCCAGGGAUGGUACAGUUCGGUUAUGGAAUAUUGAAGAUUCAGACAAGAUACCUAUAGUGCUAGAAAAGAAGAAAGCCAUUGGUGUGAAGAUUACAAAGUGUGAGAAUUGUGGCAAGCCUUUCUCCAUGGCACAGCUGGAUGACCUGAAGGACCUGACUAGGUGUGUUUUCUGCAGAGUUCAUACAUCAGACUUGUACUUUGAGAAAAUGCGCACAGAAUCAUCCGCUGCAGAAAGAACAGACCCCACCGAUCCCGAGACUUGAACAUUUACCAUACGUUAAUCAUACCUUUGUGAAGUCUGAGUGCUCUAAACAAUGUAUGACUGUGCUUUUUUUCUAAAAUCAGUUCCAACAUCAUAGAAGACUUUAGACAGAGAGCUGAUACAUUAUAAAAGAGAUGAGAACAUUAUAACAUAGGUCAGUCUCAGCAAUAAGUCAACAAUCACUUUGAUCUGAAACAAGGCUUUUGAAUAAUUUAACUGUUUAAGUUAAAAAAAGAGAUGUGUUCUCCACUUACUUUUUAUCAAGAGGGAAAUUAUAAAUUUUCAGAUGACUUUUUUUUUUCAAGGUCUAUGAACUGUCAGGUAUUUCUAAACUUGGUCAGUGAAAAAUGAAAUUUCAAAUAAGUUGGGGAAACUAUUUUUCAUGUGGCCAAUCAGAAAUUUCAAGCAAUGGAAUCCUUCCACCUUCAAACUAAAAUUUACUUGUGUUGCUUUGUUAUUACAAUUUAUGUACCUUCUGUACCUCAUUUUAACACACUAGCAUUGUGUAACCUUCAGAUGUUCACAUCUGUAAAAGUAUUAGAAUAAGCAGUAAAUUAAUGGAUUGGGUCACUUGAAGAUGAAGGAGGAGGAUGCUCACAAAAAAUGGUAUUGGUCAGUGACAAUCAUGACACAGCCAGUGAAAAAUCUGGGAAAAGUCAGAGAAUUCUAUUUGUCCAUGUUUGUGUCAACCUGAAAGUACCCCAAAGUGCUCUGUCAAGUAUAUUUUUUAUCUAAACUAAGGGUGACCUGUUUUUGAGUUAUGAUAAUUGUCUUGAUCAACUUUUGUAAGAAACUAAGAAUAUUCCAAGUUUAUUUGCUAAAGAAAAUGUAUGUUAUAAUUAUACAGACUUUACCUUAAUCUCUUCCUUAAACAGGAGUAUAAAUGGCCUAAUUGAUUUCUUCAUUCUGCUUCUAAUGAACGAGACUGUUGAAAAAAAAUAGCUGACUCAUGUUAUAUACAAAUUUUUUUAAUGUUUUAAUUAAGAAAUGAUUAUAGCAAAAGAGUGUUUUAACACUAUUUAUGCACGAUGGGCGGUUAUACAACGGGUGUAAUAAUUUCACGAGGGUGCAUCCAGAGUGAAAAUAUUUGUAUGACGUAUUACCGCCCCAAGUGUAUAAAUAGUGUUAAAACACGGUUUUGCUAUAAAUUAUUUCGAUUCUAAUAAUUGCCCUUAAUCUAAAACAGUAGGUAAAAUAUAGUAGCCCUCUAUCUUGGUCGCAAGAAAAACAUUAACGUCACCGCACGUUAACGUGACGUCAUUGUAGCGUAAGAGUGUUUUAACAGAGAAAAGCAAGAUUACGCAAAUAUUUAUUACUGUGAAAUAAUAAAUUUCAUGGACACAAAAUUUCAUGUUUUUUUUUCCAUAAUGGCUAUUUUAUGAAAUUGCAAGUUAUUGAUUUCUAUUUGGCAGUAAAAUGAAUGGGACUUGAGUUUGCUCAAUGGAAUUUAAUUUUGUGGGUAGAAACAACUAGGAAAUCCAGGAAAAUAAGUCCCCCAUGAAUAUUAAUAAUUUGACAGUGUUCAUUUUUCAUUCAGUAAACAGAAGGCUUUAUUGCUCCCCAUAGUACUAAAUGUUGAAGAUGAACUCUUAUUAGCUCACCUGAGCACUGCUCAGGUGAGUUUUUGUGAUCGCUCAAUGUCAGGCGUCUGUCUGUCUGUUGUCUGUCAACAUUUAGCUUGUGUAUGCGAUAGAGGCUGUUUUUUUCAAUUAAUCUUCAUGAAAUUUGGUCAGAAUGAUUGCCUUGAUAAAAUCUAGGCUGUUUUCUUAAAUGGGUCAUCUAGGGUCAAAAACUAGGUCACUAGGUCAAAUCAAAGAAAAACUUUGUGUAUGCGAUAGAGGCUGUAUUUCUCAAUUGAUCUUUAUGGAAUUUGGUCAGAAUGAUUGCCUUAAUGAAAUCAAGGCCGAGUUUGAAUAUGGGUCAAAAACUAGGUCACUAGGUCAAAUCAAAGAAAAACCUUGUGUAUGCGAUACACUGGCACCAGAUCAGAAAGGAAAUGCCUCGGUACGCGUUAUACCCUACCCCUAGGUAUUCUAUAAGAACCAUGGUCAUGAAUGGGAAAGUGCACUAACCCGUUUCAAUCGUUUAUUUCUCAACAAACGCGCAGUUCGGUGAAUGGGUACCUAGUAUAUUGAACAAGCGAUAAUUUAUCUUCCAUCGUGCACCAGUCACAUUGUCUCAAUAUUCCAUAUUGCUGAGAUUAUCAACAUAUUUUAUGCUUUCUUAAACGUUACAGAAAAAACUUGCUUGACCUUCCCUAAUGAACAUCCGGUCUAGAGGUCACGGCAGUGUGCACAUGUUUGGUGAAAUGUAAACAAACAAAAACAGAAUUUAAAAAAAUCACAAUUUUACACUAAAACUCAUUUUGUAUAUGAUCUUUAAUUUGAAAUCAUACAUUGGUCUGCAUCUGUUCUGUUUAUUUUAUUCAUUUUGCACAUUUAUGCUGCAUUUUCACAUUUUAGUGAACACGUGUAGUAAAAUGAUGAUUGACAUACAUUUUCACAACAGCCAAUCAGAAUGGUUUUGUAAUCUAGAACGGAACUUCACCAGGGAAGUUCAAGCAACUUUUUGUGUAACGUUGAAAUAACUAUAAACUACAUGUUGUUUUUCUAAGAUAAGAUGUAUUGAAAAAAUGUGACUGGUACACAAUGGAAGAUAAAUUACAACUUGUUUGAUAUCCAUAGCACACAUUUACUGAACUGCGUGUUUUAGGUAUGAAAUGCGUGAUUGAAAUGGGUGAGUAUAUUUUCCUGUUCACGUCCAUGGUUCAUAUAGAAUACCUAGGGUAGGGUAUAACACGUACGGAGGCAUUUUCUUUCUGAUCUGGUGCCAGUGAUGCGAUAGAGGCUGUAUUUUUCAAAUGAUCUUCAUGAAAUUUAGUCAGAAUGAUUGCCUUGAUGAAAUUUAGGUCGAGUUCGAAUACUGGUCAUCUUGGGUCAAAACCUAGGUCACUAGGUCAAAUCAAAGAAAAACCUUGUGUAUGCGAUAAAAGCUGUAUUUUUCAAUUGAUCUUCAUAAGAUUUUGUCAGAAUAAUUGCCUUGAUGAAAUCUAGGUUGAAUUCGAAUAUGGGUCAUCUGGGGUCAAAAAGUAGGUCACUAGAUCAAAUCAAAGAAAAACUUUGUGUAUGCAUUAGAGGCUGUAUUUUUCAAUUGUCUUCAUGAAAUUUGGUCAGAGUAAUUGCCUUGAUGAAAUCUAGUUCGAGUUCGAAUAUGGGUCAUCUGGAGUUAAAAAGUAGGUCACUAGGUCAAAUCAAAGAAGAACCUUGUGUAUGUGAUAGAGGCUGUAUUUUUCAAUUGAUCUUCAUGAAAUUUGGUCAGAAUGAUUGCCUUGAUGAAAUCUAGGCCAUAUUUGAAUAUGGGUCAUCUGGGGUCAAAAACUAGGUCACUGGGUCAUAUCAAAGAAAAUACUCGUUUAAACUCAAGAGACAGAGACCUUUUUUGGUCCAGUUCUAAUGAAAAUUGGCCAGAAUAUUUGUUUCCAUGAAAUCACUAUGUCAAACAUGUUUACACUGUUAUGGUGUGUUUCUCAGGUGAGCGACCUAGGGCCAUCUUGGCCCUCUUGUUGUCAUUUGUUUUCUGUUUGUUAAACUGUUAUCUAUGGACAACAAGUAAUUUGUCACAUUGACAGCUUUAAUUUUGAAGCUAUUUUAACCAAUUUAUAGGAAAGGUAUUACCUGAUACAGCACCCUAGCUACAAUAUUAUUGGCAACAACUAAACUUUAUUACUAUAUUGUCACUUGGGUGUAUUUGGAGUAGAAAUUUGGGCAAUAAAACAAGUUAUGAAAUCUGCUCAAAAGAUUAUUAGUUAAUGCCAUAGAGUAAAAUAUCAACCUUUAAUACUGCCUUUUUAAUUCAGGCAAUUUAUUUUUGUGUUUGCAUUUUUUGUGCUGCCAUGAACUAUGUUAUAUAAUAUUACAAUUUUAUGCAAAUGAAUUCUGUGAUAAGAUACCAUGUUUCUUGUUUUAAUAUAAAAUAUGACUGUUA